ACAUGUUUGGGGGUGGGUUUGUUGUUGUCGUCCUGCUAGCUUGCUGCCGUGGCGGGGAUGGCGGGGCUCUCAGGGCGAGAGCGAGAAGGAUGUGAGAAAAUUCUCCAUUUGCUGUCCAAGGCUGAUAUACUUUCGCUGAGCGACACCGUUACGAACAAGAUGAUAGUGGUGGAAAACGUUACAGAGGCUGCAGAGGCCAUCCUGUCCUUCACUAAAAAUGGGGAGGAGCUGCUGAGGAGGAAGAAGGUGCACCGCGACGUCAUAUUUAAGUACCUGGCCAAAGAAGGGGUGAAGUUGCCCCCCAGCAGUGAGAAGCACCAGCUGGUGAGGAGGACGCUGCAGCUCUGGUCAAACGGAGAGGCCUUAGCCGAGGACCGCAGCAAUCACAGCAGACAGACGCCGCUGCCCAGCACGGCCCAGGAGUUUGCCGACGUGAAGAACGACUCCACCUUUGACUUUUUGGCCCUCGGCCAGCAGUUCUGCAUUUGGUUCUUCCAGCUGCUGAACAGUCAGAACCCCGCGCUGGGCCAGCAGCCCCAGGACUGGGGGCCACAGCACUUCUGGCCAGAUGUGAAGCUGCGCCUCAUUGCCAGAGCGGGCAGCGAGCAGAUGGAGGAGUUUGUGGGGGCGGAUCUAGUGAGCCGUCGCCUCCUGGCCUUGACCAAGGAGGAGCUCCUCCUCCUCAGCCCCAACCUGGACUCUCACGGACUCAACGUGCUGGCGUCCCCGCACGGCCUGGUGCUGGUGGCGGUGGCCGGCACCAUCCACCGGGACGCCGCCUGCCUGGGAAUAUUCGAGCAGAUCUUUGGACUCAUCCGCUCGCCCUUGGACAAUAACAGCUGGAAGAUCCGCAGCCUCAACCUGAAGAUCCGAGGUCAGGACGCCCUGGGGGGAAUGCAGACCACGGCGCCCGCCCUCAGUUACAACACCAGCGAGCUGCACUCGCUCUGCACCUUGUAGCGCUCUCUGCUCCCUGGGAGAUCCUUCUUUACCCAGCAUGCAUCGCCGACGUCCCAAAGCAGCCUCGUCUGACUUCCUUGUGAACGAUAUCACGCUGUGGGACACCUGUGCCUUCAGUAUCGCCUGCUGCGUGCAGACAUGUAGAUAUGUAUCAUGUAGAUAUGUAACAUAGCAAAUAAAGAUAUUAUAUUGACACUUUA
Molecule: messenger RNA, 1160 nt
Organism: Nerophis ophidion (straightnose pipefish)
Lineage: Eukaryota; Metazoa; Chordata; Actinopteri; Syngnathiformes; Syngnathidae
Gene: lg19h3orf38
Product: linkage group 19 C3orf38 homolog
Exons: 4
Coding region: 58-960 (300 amino acids)
Source: RefSeq, a predicted model, not a curated record